This is a messenger RNA of Pygoscelis adeliae (Adelie penguin), 1563 nucleotides long. It is a transcript of the gene SLC39A3, whose product is annotated as solute carrier family 39 (zinc transporter), member 3. The transcript is spliced from 3 exons. Lineage: Eukaryota; Metazoa; Chordata; Aves; Sphenisciformes; Spheniscidae. Bases 258 to 1205 code for a protein of 315 amino acids. Gene Ontology annotation, biological process: zinc ion transmembrane transport. Gene Ontology annotation, molecular function: zinc ion transmembrane transporter activity. Gene Ontology annotation, cellular component: plasma membrane. The record is from RefSeq and is a predicted model, not a curated record.
CCUCAGUUAAUUCUUUGUUACAGAAGCUUUCAGGCUGACAAAAUAACCCAGGCGUUGGCGGCACCGGCUCCUGAACGCUGGGCUGUUGGAAGGAGCAGGCGAGGAGAAACACAAGGUACUGAGCCCAGGAGCACCUUUCCCCUGAGGUCUGUCCGUGCCGUCGCCUGCCGAUGCACCCGCUCUAACAGCGGCCGGAGGGACCCCCACCAGCUGCCGUCCGCAGGGCCCUUGGCGGGGAGCGUUCCCCAGGAACCACGAUGAAGAUCGUGGUCGCCAAAGUGCUGUGUCUGCUGGGCAUCUGCGUCCUCAUGCUGGCUGGGUCCCUUCUCCCCGUCAAGAUAAUUGAGGCCGAUUAUGAGAAAGCUCAUCGCUCCAGGAAGGUUCUUGCCCUCUGCAAUUCUUUUGGAGGAGGAGUCUUCCUGGCCACCUGCUUCAAUGCCUUGCUGCCUGCCGUGAGAGAAAAGCUCGAUGAAGUUCUCAGGCAGGGGAACAUGACCACGGACUACCCGGUGGCUGAGACCAUCAUGAUGGUUGGCUUCUUUGUGACGGUCUUUGUGGAGCAGCUCAUCUUUACCUUCCAGAAGGAAAAGCCUUCCUUCAUUGACUUAGAGACCUUCAACGCCGGUUCCGAUGUCGGGAGCGACUCUGAAUACGAGAGUCCCUUCAUCGCAUCUUCCCGAGGGCGCACGUUGUACAGUGAACUCGGUCACCACUCCCACAGCCACGGCCUGAAUAUCCAGGAGCUCUCCCGCUCCAGCCCCUUACGGCUCAUCGGGCUGGCGUUUGCUUUGUGUACGCACUCCAUCUUCGAGGGACUGGCCCUGGGCUUGCAGGAGGAGGGCGGCAAAGUCAUGAGCUUGUUCCUAGGAGUUGCCAUUCACGAGACGCUGGUAGCGGUGGCAUUGGGCAUCAGCAUGGCCAAGACCUCGUUGCCCCUGAAGGAUGCUGUGAAGAUGGCUGCGACGGUGAGCCUGAUGAUUCCUCUGGGCAUUAGCAUUGGGAUGGGGAUUGAGAGCACCCAAAAUGCGGCCAGCAACAUUACUUCCCUGCUCCUGCAAGGCAUCGCGGGGGGCACUUUCUUGUUCAUCACCUUCUUUGAGAUCCUUGCGAAGGAGCUGGAAGACAAGAACGACCGUCUCUUGAAGGUUCUCUUCCUGGUGCUGGGCUACACGGUUCUGGCUGGGCUGGUCUUCUUCAAGUGGUGAGCACGAGAGCGACGGGAAGCAAACCUCACCUCCUCCCCUUGCAAACGGCACCGGAGAUGAGCCGCCGCUUCAGCCAGGGGGGACACUGGAGCUCAACAGCCAAGUGAAACAUCACGGUCCAGGUGGCAUUUCCAUAUUGACCUGAAGAAGGAGAAUUUCUUCCUGUGUGCUCAGAGGGAGACAAAAAUGAGGAGUGUCCCAGUGUAGGUGUCACAAGGUAUUGUCCCUGCCUGUUGGGUCUGCGGGUGCAGCAGCUUGUGCGGAGACUAGUCAACACAAACAUUAAAAUCUGGUUCUAAGGCUGCCUGCAAAGAGCUCGUCAGGCGUGUGGCUUCCUGUUGAUCUGCAUAGCCGGCCC